Aquila chrysaetos chrysaetos is the source of this 4049-nucleotide messenger RNA. RefSeq names its product solute carrier family 35 member D3 (gene SLC35D3). Gene Ontology annotation, cellular component: Golgi apparatus. Gene Ontology annotation, molecular function: antiporter activity. The transcript has 2 exons. Lineage: Eukaryota; Metazoa; Chordata; Aves; Accipitriformes; Accipitridae. The coding region runs from base 32 to 1297 and encodes 421 amino acids. The record is from RefSeq and is a predicted model, not a curated record.
GGCCCCGUCGGCGGGUCGGUGCGCGGGGAGGAUGGGCCGGUGGCGGGGCCGGGCGCGGGGCGUCGCGGUGGCGGUGGCGCACGGGCUGUGCUCGGGCUCGCUGAACAUCCUGCUGAAGUUCCUGCUGGCCCGCUACCACUUCGCCUUCCUGACGCUGCUGCAGUGCCUCAGCAGCGCGGCGGCGGCGCUGGGGCUGGAGGCGCUGCGGCGGCGGGGGCUGGCGGCGCUGCCGCCCUUCGGGCCCCGCCUGGCGCGCCCCUUCGCCGCCGUGGCCGCCCUGGCCACGCUGCAGUCCACCCUCACCCUCUGGUCGCUGCGCGGCCUCAGCCUCCCCAUGUACGUCGUCUUCAAGCGCUGCCUGCCCCUCGUCACCCUCCUCACCGGCGCCCUGGUGCUCCGCGACGGCAUGCCCUCGCCCGGCGUCCUCGUCGCCGUCCUCAUCACCACCUGCGGCGCCGCGCUGGCCGGAGCUGGUGACCUGACUGGUGAUGCUAUGGGCUAUGUGACAGGCGUGCUGGCCGUGCUGAUACAUGCUGCCUACCUGGUGCUCAUUCAGAAGACCAGUGUAGACAGUGAAUACGGACCCCUGACAGCUCAGUAUGCCAUCGCUGUUUCAGCCACCCCUUUUCUCAUCAUCUGCUCCUUUGCCAGCAUGGAUUCCAUCAACGUCUGGUCCUUCCCGGGGUGGAAGGACCCUGCCAUGGUAUGCAUCUUUAUCGCUUGCGUCCUGAUUAGCUGUGCCAUGAACUUUACCACCCUUCACUGCACUUACAUUAACUCAGCUGUGACCACCAGCUUCGUAGGGGUGGUGAAGAGCAUAGCAACCAUCACAGUGGGCAUGGUGGCAUUCAAUGAUGUGGAGCCCACAAAGUUAUUUAUAGCCGGUGUUGUGGUCAACACCUUGGGGUCUAUCAUUUACUGCGUGGCCAAGUACAUUGAGACCAGGCGGCAGGGCAAUUACGAGGACCUGGAGAAAGAAGCUGGAGAAGAGGAGGGGAAAAGGCAGGCUGGGGACCAAGCACUGUUUGCGAUGGAGGCAAUUACCCAGGAGAAGGGGGCUGAGGAAGCAGCAGUGGAAGCAUCAGCCACGGGGGACAGCCAGGUCAGAGAGGAAGAGAAGGAUGGUGCUGAGAAACCUGCCAAGGGACUGGCGGUCCAGGGAAAAGCCACUGGCUUACAAGAAGCAAACAGGAGCUCGCUGAAGGAUGCCUAUCUUGGAGUAUGGAGGUUGGUGAGGGGUGCUAAUUAUAUAAAGAAGGAUUAUUUGAUAGAGAAUGAAGAGCUACCAAACCCUUAAAAAGCAGGUUUGAAAACUGCUUGCUUGAGGACAGACACCUGGUUCUCUGUACAGGGGGAAAGGCAGAGCAUACAUUUCCACAUCAAUGCUGACAAAUCCAAAUCAUGUAGGAUGACUUUACCUCAUUGUCAAAAAGCAAAAGGUUAGAGUCUGCUCAUGCUUUGGGCUUGCUUUCAGCUGCUUUCAGUACAUCAGUUUAGACCCACCACAGGUAAAGGUGCCGAGUCCUCUGCUGUGGACACAGAGAGAGUUGGGUAAUGGGAGGUCACGGGGUGCUUGCCCAGCAGCCUGGGCUAUGAGGGACAUCAGUACCACUGAGUCAGUCGGCAGUGCCAGUGACACGGUGGUGGCCUGUAACUUAGCUUGUGUCUGGAGCCUUGUGACUUUAACACCAUUCGGAGGCUCUGUUGAUGCACUGCCAUAUCUGUAUCCGUCCAAUUAUAGGUACGCUAUAUAAAUAUAUUCCUACAAUAUAUAAGCUCCUAUUAACUGUACUUUUAUGUGCUCCUCUGUGUCAAUACAAUUGCAAUGGGGCUAGAGGUUGUGCCACUUCAAUUAUAUUGGUGUAAAAUCACCCUCUUAACUGAAGAAUUGAAACUCUCCCUGAUUCUGUGGCCAGGCUGGGCCUUGGACCUGGUUUACAUUGGGUGGUUUGUGUCUUCAGCACAAGUACUUUUGUCUUGCAGUGGUGCACAUGAGAGCAGAACCAGAUCUGAACCUUUGAGAAGCUUUGGUUAGCAAAAGAAGGAUGUUUUUCUAUGAGCUUUAACUACAUGUAGCAUUGGGAAUAUUAGCUUGACCCAAAUAAAAGAGUUUGGAAAUGUUGAUAUGUACGGAUUUGGGAGGGCUAUAAAAAAAUUAGGGAGAAAGUGUGUGCCUUGUGCUAUCCCCUCCUUGUACCCUAAAGUUGCGUGAAUCAGAGCCUGGGCUGGAACCUAGGUGUCCUCUCCAUCUCCCUCUCUCAGAAGUACAGGCUGAUAGCAGAACUGGGGACACCAUCUUGCCAGGGUUCCCAGGGGUGCUUUUGCAGGACAGGUUUGCUAUAUCCUGGCAACGUGUUAGGACAUGGCUUUGUGCCUAUCAGCCCUCGCUGGCCCCCCGCUGGGAUGUCCAGUGGAAGAAAGCACAGGCAGGCAGGCAGGCAGGGAGCUGCAGUGCGCUCCGGCAGAUCCCAUGGCCGAGCGCUCCACGGCUGGGAUGCUCGGUGCGCUCGGCGCCGAGACGUCCGUGGCUUUGGUGGAAGCUGCUCCCCUGUGCCCAGACUGUCCCCGCGGGCUGCGAAGGUCAGAGCGGCCUUGCCACCCCGGCCGCUCCAGCGCUCCUGUGGGAAGUGGGAAGCAUGUCCUCCGGCAGGGCCUCUACUGAACAUGCUAAUAUUUUGUACCACAUACGUUUAACGGGAAAGACUGGGAAAACAAGUGUUUGAGUAUUUCUUUGCCUGCAGAUACCCUUUCGGUAGGUGGGGGUCCUCGGGUCAAACCUUUGCUGAGAGCUAGGCAGUGAAGAGAUUUGGCUCUGAGUCUUCCUCAUCCCAAAAGGGUGCCCCAGCCAUCAGGCCGUCUUGACCACAGGCUGAAACAAGUUGUUAUCAUCUCCUGAAAAAAUGAACCAAGUUGUUUAUUGUUGGUUUUGUUAUUAUUAUUAGUUAUUAAGCCACCAAACUGAAAAUCAGUUAUUCCCACAGCCCUCAUUAAGCCUAGCCCAAUGCCUUCUCAAGCCAAGGAGGCAGCAUUAGCCUCGCAGCGCAUUCAGCACUGCAAUCCGAAACGAGCAAUUUACCCAGCGGGGAAUAUUGGCAAAACUGAUCUCUGAGGGAGCUUUAGAGUCAUGUCAAUAAAUGCAGGCAGAGGCGUCAGGGGCUACAGUAUGUUUUCUGAGUGAGUGCAGAAGUUGGGUGACCAAGCAUCACCCAGGAAUUUUGAAAGGGACAGCUAUAAAGACAUUGAGGCUAAAAGCCUGGAGCUGCUGAGCUGGGGCACGGCGCAUUGAAAUCUGUACAUCACACGUUAUGUAUAGCUCAUAAGUAUCAAGAGAUUCUGGCUAUAUGCCGAAUACAAUGUUUACUUUCUGCUCAAGGUCCAUACAGCAUCUUUUGCAAAAAAAGCACUAUUUAUUGUUUGUAGGCUAAUAUAAUAGGGUUUUUGUUAGUUUUUCAAAUGCAUCCUAAAGCUGUUUGUGCCUAUGACUUACAGUUCCUGUAUUACUGAACUCGUUACGAUAUUGAACUGCAUUGUAAUCGUACAGAUGGCUGAAGAGAAACCCACAUUUCUGAUCUGUCCUCACUGUGCUCAGUGUUUUCUGUCCACAAGAAAUGUGGAUCUUUUUACCACCUGGAUGCCAGUCUUAGAUCCCAUAGUGUACACUCCAUGUUUGGCAUGUGCUGUAGAAAGCUCUCCCCCUGGACUCUUGUUGCAGGACUUUUUCCUGGGAGAGUUCAAUGUUUUGCCGCUUACUGUUGUUGAAGUAUUAGUAGAAACUUGUGGAAAUUCAAACAGUUUUGACUGUUAAAAAAGCUGCUGUUACAAUGUUGUACAUUUGCAUGUAUAGUUGAAAUGUGAUUAUAUUGUAUUCUGUUUAUACCUGUAAAUUCCCCUAAAUUAAAAUGGGAGUUUGGCAAACGCAAUCCACUUUUUCAGUAAAAAAGACUGUCGCACAAUAAAAUAAAAAUAUUGCCUCGUGCGGAGGUAUUUUAAUAGCAUCAGCGGAAGACUGCAGAACGAGGAGUGGGAAUAAAAUGCACUGCUUUCCAAAA